Thalassophryne amazonica is the source of this 2947-nucleotide messenger RNA. Its product is annotated as junction plakoglobin-like. NCBI's taxonomy places the organism in Eukaryota, Metazoa, Chordata, Actinopteri, Batrachoidiformes, Batrachoididae. Gene Ontology annotation, biological process: cell adhesion; positive regulation of transcription by RNA polymerase II. Gene Ontology annotation, molecular function: alpha-catenin binding; transcription coactivator activity; protein phosphatase binding. Gene Ontology annotation, cellular component: adherens junction; catenin complex. The record is from RefSeq and is a predicted model, not a curated record.
GCCUGCUGAGGUGAUGUUUCUUUGACACAUUUUUGUCCAGAACAGAGUCGAGCUGCGGCAGAAGGAAAAUAAGCAAAAAACCCGUUAAAGAGGAUUCAAAGAAUCCCUCAAAGGUUUGUUCCAUCGUUUGGCGAGCGGAGCGCGAGGAUGGCAAUGGAAAUGUCUGAGAGUGACAGCGCGGCCAAGGUGUCGGAGUGGCAGGACACCUUCUACAACACAGACUCUGGGAUCCAUUCCACAGCGACCACGGUCAGAAACGAUGACGGCACCGAAUACACCACCACCAAGAAGUACACCGUGACCACCACCAUCACCGGAGAGCAGCCCGACUUGGAGUCCCAGCUCUACAUGACCCGGGCCGAGCGGGUGCGAAAUGCCAUGUUUCCAGAGACGCUGGCCGAGGGCACAACCAUCUUGUCCACUCAGACAGACCCGUCCCAGAUGACUAAUGUCCAGCGGCUGGCUGAACCUUCUCAGCUCCUGAAAGCAGCCAUCAUCCAGCUGAUCAACUACCAAGAUGAUGCAGAGCUGGCUACACGCGCCGUGCCUGAGCUCACCAAGCUGCUGAACGAUGAAGACCAGGUGGUGGUCAACAAAGCCGCACAAAUUGUCAACCAGCUAACCCGGAAGGAGGCAUCGCGCCGGGCGCUGAUGCAGUCGCCUCAGAUGGUGGCAGCUGUGGUACGAGCCAUGCAGAACACGAGCGACAUGGAGACGGCACGAGCCACAGCCAGCAUCCUGCACAACUUGUCCCACCAGAGAGAAGGUCUGCUGUCCAUCUUCAAGUCCGGAGGCAUCCCAGCCUUAGUCCGCAUGCUGAGCUCACCUAUGGAGUCUGUGCUCUUCUACGCCAUCACCACGCUGCACAACCUGCUCCUGCACCAGGAGGGCGCCAAGAUGGCGGUGCGUCUGGCCGACGGCCUGCAGAGGAUGGUCCCGCUGCUGAAGAAGAGCAACCCCAAGUUCUUGGCCAUCACGACCGACUGCCUGCAGCUGCUAUCCUACGGCAAUCAGGAGAGCAAGCUCAUCAUUCUCGCUAACAGUGGCCCAGAGGGUUUAGUUCACAUCAUGAGGAGCUACAGCUACGAGAAGCUGCUGUGGACCACCAGCCGUGUCCUCAAAGUCCUCUCCGUCUGUCCCAGCAACAAACCCGCCAUCGUUGAAGCUGGCGGGAUGCAGGCUCUGGGGAGACACCUGACGGCCUCCAGCCCGCGUCUGAUGCAGAACUGUUUGUGGACCCUCAGGAACCUGUCGGACGCGGCCACCAAACAGGAAGGGAUGGACGGUCUGCUGCAGGUUCUGGUGGGUCUGCUGAGCUCGGAUGACCUCAACAUGUUGACCUGUGCCACUGGCAUCCUGUCCAACCUCACCUGCAACAAUGCCCACAACAAGACUCUGGUCACCCAGAACAAUGGCGUGGAGGCACUUAUCCACGCCAUCCUGCGUGCCAGUGAGAAGGAGGAUGUCAUCGAGCCCGCUGUGUGCGCGCUGCGCCACCUGACAUCUCGCCACCAGCACGCCGAGAUGGCACAGAACGCUGUGCGGCAGCACUACGGCAUCCCCGCCAUCGUCAAGCUGCUCAACCAGCCAUACUAUUGGCCCGUCAUCAAGGCCGUGGUCGGUCUGAUCCGUAACCUGGCGCUGUGCCCGGAGAACCAGGCUCCGCUGAGGGAUGCCGGUGCGAUCCCCCGCUUGGUCAACCUGCUGCUCAAAGCCCACCAGGACGCCCAGAAACGCGGCUCAUCUGCCCAGCAAACAUACCAGGAUGGCGUGAGGAUGGAGGAGAUUGUGGAAGGCUGCACGGGAGCGCUGCACAUCCUAGCCCGAGAUCCCGCCAACAGGACGGACAUCGCCGACCUGCAGACCAUCCCGCUGUUUGUUCAGCUGCUGUACUCGCCCGUGGACAAUGUGAAGCGCGUGGCCGCCGGCGUCCUGUGUGAGCUGGCGCUGGACAAACACUCGGCAGAGCUGAUUGAUGCUGAGGGGGCGUCGGCUCCGCUGAUGGAGCUGCUACACUCCAAUAACGAGGGCAUCGCUACGUACGCUGCAGCUGUGCUUUUCCGGAUCUCUGAGGAUAAGAACUCUGACUACAAGAAGCGCGUGUCGGUGGAGCUCACGCACUCGCUGUUCAAAAACGACCCCGCUGCCUGGGAGAUGGCUCACAACACCCUCCCCAUGGACCAACCGUAUGCAGACGAGCUGGACACCGGCUUCCAGGGAGGCUACAGCGGCUACGGCGGAGAAAUUGACGGAAUGGAACCAAACAUGAUGCCCGAAGAUUAUAUGGGACCUGCAUACCCGGAAUAUUAAAGAGGAGGAGGAGGGGUUCAGUGGGAACGUGGGUGAAGGGAUGAAACAGGAUGCAGAAGAGGAGAAACCAGUUGGAUGUCAUAUUUGCAGUUAGCGUGUGCGGGACUCGGCAUCUUAAUGGGGCUCUUGUUUGUUUGGUUUUUUUGGCUUAAUUUUGAUGAUAACAAGGAUGUUUGGAGAUUUUUAGUGUGUGUGUGUGUGUGUUUACACUUUUGGGUGGGUUUUUUAUGCCAAAGAGAUUUUAUUUUAUCGUGAUAAUCAUGUAGAUUUCGUCUUCUUUUUGUACAAAAAAGAGAAAAUAAUAAUAAUAAAAAGUAACAUAGUUGAAAACACUGCCACCGGUGGCUCGACGUGCACGCUGCAUGCACACGCUGCUCUGUCUUUAACGUCACCAUUUUUUUAAUGCUGUAGUUUUGAUGAUUCUUUCGCCUUUUUUCCGCCGCGUCCCAGCAACAUCACAGGGUUUUGUUUUUUUUUCUUAUCUGGUUAGAAAAUUGCUUAACUUUUAUAUUAAUUGAAGCUCAAUAACAUCUGUUUUUAUGAGAUAUUUGUCAUGUUUUAUAAAUUAUUCAGUGAGAAAAGUUCAGAUCUCUGGCCAAAAUAUUAACGUAGAUGUGGUAGAAUUUUAUUAUAAACA